UUUAUGAUGUCAUCGGUUACGACGGAAAACAAACUCCCACAGGCCGUGAGCCUGCAGGGAGUUGACCCAGAAACAUGCAUGAUUGUAUUUAAAAACCACUGGGCACAGGUUGUGAAGAUCUUAGAGAAGCACGACCCCUUGAAGAACGCCCAGGCAAAGUAUGGAUCCAUCCCUCCAGAUGAGGCCAGUGCUGUACAGAAUUAUGUAGAACACAUGCUCUUCUUGCUGAUCGAAGAGCAAGCCAAGGAUGCUGCGAUGGGGCCAAUUCUGGAAUUUGUGGUCUCUGAGAACAUCAUGGAGAAACUCUUCCUUUGGAGCUUGCGGAGGGAAUUUACUGAUGAGACUAAAAUCGAGCAGCUCAAGAUGUAUGAGAUGCUGGUCACUCAGUCACACCAGCCUCUGCUGCACCACAAGCCCAUCCUGAAGCCCCUGAUGAUGUUGCUGAGCUCUUGUUCGGGAACAACCACCCCCGCUGUGGAGGGGAAGCUGGUUGUCCUGCUCAAUCAGCUUUGUUCCAUCCUUGCCAAAGAUCCAUCUAUUCUGGAACUCUUCUUCCACACUAGUGAGGACCAAGGGGCCACCAACUUCCUCAUCUUCUCCCUUCUGAUUCCCUUCAUUCACCGAGAGGGGACAGUAGGUCAGCAGGCCCGGGACGCUUUGCUGUUCAUCAUGUCUCUGUCUGCUGAGAACAGCAUGGUAGCCCAUCACAUCGUGGAGAACACCUACUUCUGUCCAGUACUUGCGACCGGGCUCAGUGGUCUCUACUCUUCGCUGCCCACAAAGCUAGAAGAGAAGGGUGAGGAAUGGCACUGCCUUCUCAAAGACGACUGGCUUCUGCUCCCCUCUCUCGUGCAGUUCAUGAACUCCCUGGAGUUUUGCAACGCCGUCAUCCAGGUGGCUCACCCCUUGAUUCGCAAUCAGCUUGUCAAUUAUAUUUACAAUGGGUUCUUGGUACCAGUCUUGGCUCCUGCGCUCCACAAGGUGACUGUGGAGGAGGUCAUGACCACAACUGCGUAUCUGGACCUCUUCCUGCGUAGCAUCUCCGAACCAGCGCUACUCGAGAUCUUCCUCCGUUUUAUCCUCUUGCACCAGCACGAGAAUGUCCACAUCCUAGAUACUCUCACGAGCCGAAUCAACACCCCAUUUCGGCUCUGUGUGGUGUCCCUGGCAUUAUUUAGAACUCUCAUCGGUUUACAUUGUGAAGAUGUGAUGUUACAACUAGUUCUAAGGUAUCUGAUCCCGUGCAACCACAUGAUGCUGAGCCAGAGAUGGGCCGUGAAGGAGAGAGACUGCUACUCUGUUUCUGCGGCCAAGCUGCUCGCGCUGACCCCCGUCUGCUGCUCCAGCGGGAUCACCCUGACACUUGGCAACCAGGAGAGGGAUUUUAUUCUCUGGUCAAAGUGUACGCACGAUAGUUCAGGGACCGUGGAGCAGCCCCGGGCCGAGGCGUUCUCUCCGUCGGCCUGCAUCGUGGAGUAUGGCAAAGCCCUGGACAUCAGCUACCUGCAGUACCUGUGGGAGGCCCACACCAACAUCCUCCGCUGCAUGAGGGACUGCCGAGUCUGGUCCGCCCUGUACGACGGAGACUCCCCUGACCCUGAGACCUUUUUCCCGAGUCUGACGGAGCCCAGUGCUCUCACCUCCCCCUGCCCCGUGGUCCGGCUCCCACAGCAACUCCCCAGGAAGACCGGCCCCGUGCUGGCUCCCGGGAAGGAGAGGAGCCAGACCGAACUGGAGUGGGACGACAGCUACGACACGGGCAUCUCCUCGGGGGCAGACGUGGGCUCCCCCGGGCCUUCCGAUGAAAUGGAGACUUCGGGCCCGCCGGCGCCAGCUGAUCCCCCCAGACACAUCCAGGAGAUGAAGAAGAACGCCAUCCUGCUCUUCAAAGGGUCCUACAUCGAAGAGUCUGACUUUCAGGAUGAUGUGAUAGUGUACAGACUGUGUGCCGAGAAGGACGCUGAGGACGCCGGGAAUUCCCAGGAGGGAAGCGCAAGGCCCUCCCGCCCCGGCCAGACUGAGGAUCGGGGUGCCCCCCUGAGCAACGGCCCCCUGCCCAGCCCUCAGCCAGAAACAGAUUCAGAGGAGGACAGGGACAGGCACAAUUCAGAUCCGUUUCAAAAUGUAUCCAAGGAACCAAAACAAGAAGAUGAGCUUGAAGGAGCCCUAGAAUCAAACCCUGAGUUAGCGCCUCCGCUCUCCGAGGCAGAACACAAGUCAGACCUGAUGGUCAUCAACCCGGGGGGUGAAGAUUUCAUUGCCCAGUAUGACCAGAUCAUUAAGGAACUGGAUUCUGGCACCGAGGGCUUGAGAGAACAGAAUUUCCCCGCACCCGAUCUCUUGCAUCUCCCGAAAGAGCAAGAGGGGAAGGAAGAAGAGAGUGAAGGAGAAAAGGAGGAAGCGGAGGAGGGGAAGAAGGCCCUGGAGGAAGAGGAGGAGGAGGACGACGACUUUGAUUCUUUUAUAGCAGAAACCCCCACUGUUGAUACCGUGCCAUCCCCAUUUGGGGCGAGAGAUGAGGCUGCCUUUGCCAGUCACCAUCCUGUGAGGACUCAGAGCACCCCAUUCACAGGCCCAUUCAUCAGCGUGGUCCUGUCAAAGCUGGAGAACAUGCUGGAGAACUCUCUGCAUGUUAAUUUGCUGCUUAUUGGGAUCGUUACUCAGCUGGCCAGCUACCCCCAGCCACUCCUGCGCUCCUUUCUGCUCAACACCAACAUGGUCUUCCAGCCGAGCGUCCGUUCUCUCUAUCAGGUCCUCGCAUCGGUGAAAAACAAGAUCGAGCAGUUUGCUUCUGUGGAGAGAGACUUCCCAGGGCUCCUCAUACAAGCCCAGCAGGACCUGCUCUUCCGAGUGGACAUGUCUGACCUGACCCCUGAGUCGCUAACCAAAGAUCCCAUUCAGGAUGCUUCCAGGCCAGGAAUCGGCAAGAACCUUUUGGAUGGUCCCCCAAGAGUGCUUCAGCCCUUCCUGACAAACAGAGCCAAGGUGGCUGGGGUGCCCCCAAGCCUGCCCCUACCGGUGAGGAACACCAUGCUGGCCGCCGCCCUCUUCCCCGAGUUCCUGAAGGAACUGGCUGCCUUGGCCCAGGAACACUCCAUUCUGUGCUACAAGAUCCUAGGUGACCUUGAGGACUCCUGUUGGUAGCUUUUUUUUUUUUUUUAAAUAGAGGUUCUUGUUUUUUAAGGUUUUAGUGUCUUGACUGAAUGUUAAAUGCAAAGCUGCUUACAAGAAUUUCUACUUUGACAUUUCCUGACAAUACUUGAUUUGUGGGGAGGGCGAUUUUCUGUAUACCUCCUCUCUAGCCGGGUCUUUCCACCUUAUAUAGAAUAUAAGUCUCAUAAGCUGGUGGCUCCUUUGGCAGGUUUUCUUUCUUCCCCAAGUUUUCCGACUGUUAUUCUCCCAUCCCUUUGAGUCACUCAUCUUGCAGCUGAGAUCCCAUUAAGCAAAUACUGGG
Messenger RNA from Neomonachus schauinslandi (Hawaiian monk seal), 3454 nucleotides. RefSeq names its product FHF complex subunit HOOK interacting protein 1A (gene FHIP1A). Lineage: Eukaryota; Metazoa; Chordata; Mammalia; Carnivora; Phocidae. The transcript is spliced from 11 exons. The coding region runs from base 4 to 3144 and encodes 1046 amino acids. The record is from RefSeq and is a predicted model, not a curated record.